Messenger RNA from Mesocricetus auratus (golden hamster), 8860 nucleotides. It is a transcript of the gene Cacna1d, whose product is annotated as calcium voltage-gated channel subunit alpha1 D. Bases 402 to 7022 code for a protein of 2206 amino acids. The record is from RefSeq and is a predicted model, not a curated record. Gene Ontology annotation, cellular component: membrane; voltage-gated calcium channel complex. Gene Ontology annotation, molecular function: high voltage-gated calcium channel activity. The transcript has 50 exons. Gene Ontology annotation, biological process: calcium ion import across plasma membrane. NCBI's taxonomy places the organism in Eukaryota, Metazoa, Chordata, Mammalia, Rodentia, Cricetidae.
GCCGAGCGGCCCGGGCGGCCGGGCGGGCACCAUCGCAGCGUCUCUCCGCUAGAGGAGGGGACCAAGCCAAUUCUCCUUUGCAGCAAAAAAUAAAAAAAAUAAAAAUAAAAAAUUACAUGUAUAUAUUAUUAAGAUAAUAUAUACAUCUGAUUUUAUUUUUUACAAAAAGUUUAUUUUGCUCCAUUUUUUUUUAAAACGGAGCGUGGGUGGCAGGCGGUUUUUAUAAAUUAUCCUUUAUUUUUGGUGAUUUGUCUCUGUCCUUCCCCACCCCCUGCUGAAGCGAAAAUAAGGGCAGGGACCGCGGCUCCUAUCUAUUCGUAACCCCCUUUACCCGAUCCUCCUCCUCCCUAACGCUGAGCAUAGUGCCCUGCACACAGUAGGCACUCAAUAAAUGUUCGUGGAUGAUGAUGAUGAUGAUGAUGAAAAAAAUGCAGCAUCAACGGCAGCAGCAAGAGGACCACGCGAACGAGGCAAACUAUGCAAGAGGCACCAGACCCCCUAUUUCUGGGGAAGGACCAACUUCCCAGCCGAACAGCUCCAAGCAAACUGUCCUGUCUUGGCAAGCUGCAAUCGAUGCUGCUAGACAGGCCAAGGCUGCCCAGACCAUGAGCACCUCCGCACCCCCACCUGUAGGAUCUCUCUCCCAAAGAAAACGUCAGCAAUACGCCAAGAGCAAAAAACAGGGUAACUCGUCCAACAGCCGGCCUGCCCGAGCCCUUUUCUGUUUAUCGCUCAAUAACCCCAUCCGAAGAGCCUGCAUUAGUAUAGUGGAAUGGAAACCUUUUGACAUAUUUAUAUUAUUGGCUAUUUUUGCCAAUUGUGUGGCCUUAGCUAUUUACAUCCCAUUCCCUGAAGAUGAUUCUAAUUCAACAAAUCAUAACUUGGAAAAAGUAGAAUAUGCCUUCCUGAUUAUUUUUACAGUGGAGACAUUUCUGAAGAUUAUAGCGUAUGGAUUGUUGCUGCACCCUAACGCGUAUGUUAGGAAUGGAUGGAAUUUACUGGAUUUUGUUAUAGUAAUAGUAGGAUUGUUUAGUGUAAUUCUGGAACAAUUAACCAAAGAAACAGAAGGCGGGAACCACUCUAGUGGCAAAUCAGGAGGCUUUGAUGUCAAAGCCCUCCGUGCCUUCCGAGUGUUAAGACCACUUCGACUUGUAUCAGGAGUGCCCAGUUUACAAGUUGUUCUGAACUCCAUUAUAAAAGCCAUGGUCCCCCUCCUUCAUAUAGCCCUUUUGGUAUUAUUUGUAAUUAUCAUCUAUGCUAUUAUAGGAUUGGAACUUUUUAUUGGAAAAAUGCACAAAACAUGUUUUUUUGCUGACUCAGAUAUCGUAGCUGAAGAGGACCCAGCUCCGUGUGCGUUCUCAGGGAAUGGACGCCAGUGUGCCGUCAAUGGCACGGAAUGCAGGAGUGGCUGGGUGGGCCCCAAUGGAGGCAUCACCAACUUUGAUAACUUUGCCUUCGCCAUGCUCACUGUGUUCCAGUGCAUCACCAUGGAGGGCUGGACAGACGUGCUCUACUGGAUGAAUGAUGCUAUGGGAUUUGAAUUGCCCUGGGUGUAUUUUGUCAGUCUCGUCAUCUUUGGGUCAUUUUUCGUACUAAAUCUUGUACUUGGUGUAUUGAGCGGAGAGUUCUCAAAGGAAAGGGAGAAGGCUAAAGCGCGAGGCGAUUUCCAGAAGCUUCGGGAGAAGCAGCAGCUGGAGGAGGAUCUCAAGGGCUACUUGGACUGGAUCACCCAAGCAGAAGACAUAGAUCCCGAGAACGAGGAGGAGGGCGGAGAGGAAGGCAAACGAAACACUAGCAUGCCCACCAGUGAGACGGAAUCUGUGAACACCGAGAACGUAAGUGGCGAAGGCGAGACCCAGGGAAGCUGUGGAAGUCUCUGGUGCUGGUGGAAAAGAAGAGGCGCGGCCAAGACUGGGCCCUCUGGGUGCCGGCGGUGGGGUCAAGCCAUCUCGAAAUCCAAACUCAGCCGACGCUGGCGUCGCUGGAAUCGAUUCAAUCGCAGGAGGUGCAGGGCUGCCGUGAAAUCUGUCACGUUUUACUGGCUGGUUAUUGUCCUGGUGUUUCUCAACACUUUAACUAUUUCCUCUGAGCACUACAAUCAGCCUGACUGGCUGACACAGAUUCAAGACAUUGCAAACAAAGUCCUCUUGGCUCUGUUCACCUGUGAGAUGCUGGUGAAGAUGUACAGCUUGGGCCUCCAGGCGUAUUUUGUCUCCCUCUUCAACCGGUUCGACUGCUUUGUGGUGUGUGGGGGGAUCACCGAAACCAUCCUGGUGGAGCUGGAGCUCAUGUCUCCUCUGGGGGUCUCUGUGUUCCGGUGCGUGCGCCUCCUGAGGAUCUUCAAAGUGACCAGGCACUGGACUUCCCUGAGCAACUUGGUGGCGUCCUUGCUGAACUCCAUGAAGUCCAUCGCCUCCCUGCUGCUGCUCCUCUUCCUCUUCAUCAUCAUCUUCUCCUUGCUGGGGAUGCAGCUGUUUGGGGGGAAGUUCAAUUUUGAUGAGACCCAAACCAAGCGAAGCACCUUUGACAACUUUCCCCAAGCGCUCCUGACUGUGUUCCAGAUCCUGACAGGUGAAGACUGGAAUGCGGUGAUGUAUGACGGCAUCAUGGCCUACGGAGGCCCAUCCUCUUCUGGGAUGAUUGUCUGCAUCUACUUCAUCAUCCUCUUCAUCUGUGGCAACUAUAUCCUACUGAACGUCUUCUUGGCUAUUGCUGUAGACAAUUUGGCUGAUGCUGAAAGCUUGAACACUGCUCAGAAAGAGGAAGCUGAAGAAAAAGAGAGGAAAAAAAUUGCCAGAAAAGAAAGCCUAGAAAAUAAGAAGAACAACAAACCAGAAGUCAACCAGAUAGCCAACAGUGACAACAAGGUUACGAUUGAUGAUUAUCAGGAAGAGACGGAAGAUAAGGACCCUUACCCACCCUGUGAUGUACCAGUAGGUGAAGAGGAGGAGGAGGAGGAGGAGGAGCCCGAGGUCCCUGCUGGCCCCCGUCCUCGCAGAAUCUCAGAGCUGAACAUGAAGGAGAAGAUUGUACCCAUCCCCGAAGGAAGUGCUUUCUUCAUCCUUAGCAAGACCAACCCGAUCCGCGUGGGCUGCCACAAGCUCAUUAACCACCACAUCUUCACCAACCUCAUCCUGGUCUUCAUCAUGCUGAGCAGCGCCGCCCUUGCGGCCGAGGAUCCCAUCCGCAGCCAUUCAUUCCGGAACACUAUACUGGGUUACUUUGACUAUGCUUUCACAGCCAUCUUUACGGUGGAGAUCCUGCUGAAGAUGACGACUUUUGGAGCUUUCUUGCAUAAAGGGGCUUUCUGCAGGAACUACUUCAAUUUGCUGGACAUGCUGGUUGUCGGAGUGUCUCUGGUGUCCUUUGGGAUUCAAUCCAGCGCCAUCUCCGUGGUGAAGAUUCUCAGGGUCCUGAGGGUUUUGAGGCCUCUCAGAGCAAUCAAUAGAGCAAAAGGACUCAAGCACGUGGUCCAGUGUGUCUUUGUGGCCAUCCGAACCAUUGGCAACAUCAUGAUUGUCACCACCCUGCUCCAGUUCAUGUUCGCGUGCAUCGGGGUCCAGUUGUUCAAGGGGAAGUUCUAUCGGUGCACAGACGAAGCCAAAAGUAACCCCGAAGAAUGCAGGGGGCUCUUCAUUCUCUAUAAGGAUGGGGAUGUCGACAGUCCCGUGGUCCGUGAGAGGAUCUGGCAGAACAGCGAUUUUAAUUUUGACAACGUCCUUUCGGCCAUGAUGGCACUCUUCACGGUCUCGACUUUCGAGGGCUGGCCCGCGUUGCUGUACAAAGCCAUCGACUCCAACGGGGAGAACGCCGGUCCAGUCUACAACCACCGCGUGGAGAUCUCCAUCUUCUUCAUCAUCUACAUCAUCAUCGUUGCCUUUUUCAUGAUGAACAUCUUUGUGGGCUUUGUCAUCGUCACCUUCCAGGAGCAGGGAGAAAAAGAGUAUAAGAACUGUGAGCUCGACAAAAAUCAGCGUCAGUGUGUUGAGUAUGCCUUGAAAGCACGCCCCUUACGGAGAUACAUCCCCAAAAACCCCUACCAGUACAAGUUCUGGUACGUGGUGAACUCCUCGCCUUUCGAAUACAUGAUGUUCGUCCUCAUCAUGCUGAACACGCUCUGCCUGGCCAUGCAGCACUACGAGCAGUCCAAGAUGUUCAAUGAUGCCAUGGACAUUCUGAACAUGGUCUUCACGGGGGUGUUCACUGUCGAGAUGGUUUUGAAAGUCAUUGCGUUUAAGCCCAAGGGGUAUUUUAGUGACGCCUGGAACACGUUUGACUCCCUCAUCGUAAUCGGCAGCAUUAUAGACGUGGCCCUCAGCGAAGCCGACCACUAUUUCACUGAUGCAUGGAACACUUUUGAUGCCUUAAUUGUUGUGGGUAGCGUCGUUGAUAUUGCUAUAACUGAAGUGAAUCCAACUGAAAGUGAAAGUCUCCCUCUCCCAACCGCUACUCCAGGGAACUCUGAAGAGAGCAAUAGAAUCUCCAUCACCUUUUUCCGUCUUUUCCGAGUGAUGCGGUUGGUGAAGCUUCUCAGCAGGGGCGAAGGCAUCCGGACUCUGCUGUGGACUUUCAUUAAGUCCUUCCAGGCACUACCAUAUGUCGCCCUCCUCAUCGCCAUGCUCUUCUUCAUCUAUGCGGUCAUCGGCAUGCAGAUGUUUGGGAAAGUUGCCAUGAGAGAUAACAACCAGAUCAACAGGAACAACAACUUUCAGACGUUUCCCCAGGCGGUGCUGCUGCUUUUCAGGUGUGCCACAGGGGAAGCCUGGCAGGAGAUCAUGCUUGCCUGCCUCCCGGGGAAGCUGUGCGACCCAGACUCAGACUACAACCCCGGAGAGGAAUACACUUGCGGAAGCAACUUCGCCAUAGUCUAUUUCAUCAGCUUUUACAUGCUCUGCGCUUUCCUGAUCAUCAACCUCUUCGUGGCUGUUAUCAUGGACAAUUUUGACUACCUGACCCGGGACUGGUCUAUUCUGGGGCCUCAUCACUUGGAUGAAUUCAAAAGGAUAUGGUCAGAAUACGACCCUGAAGCAAAGGGAAGGAUAAAACACCUCGAUGUGGUCACUCUUCUCCGACGAAUCCAGCCUCCUCUGGGGUUCGGAAAGUUAUGUCCACACCGAGUAGCUUGUAAGAGAUUAGUCGCCAUGAACAUGCCUCUCAACAGUGACGGGACAGUCAUGUUCAACGCAACCCUGUUUGCCUUGGUCCGUACGGCUCUCAAGAUCAAGACUGAAGGGAACUUGGAGCAAGCCAACGAAGAGCUCCGUGCAGUGAUAAAGAAGAUCUGGAAGAAGACGAGCAUGAAGCUGCUGGACCAAGUCGUCCCUCCAGCUGGUGAUGAUGAGGUAACCGUGGGGAAGUUCUAUGCCACUUUCCUGAUACAGGACUACUUUAGGAAAUUCAAGAAACGGAAAGAACAAGGCCUGGUGGGAAAGUACCCCACGAAGAACACCACGAUUGCCCUCCAGGCGGGAUUAAGGACUCUGCACGACAUCGGGCCAGAAAUCCGACGUGCCAUAUCCUGCGACUUACAAGAUGAUGAUCCGGAAGACUCAAAGGCAGAUGAAGAAGACACAUUCAAAAGAAAUGGUGCCCUGCUUGGAAACCAUGUCAAUCAUGUUACUAGUGAUAGGAGAGAUUCCCUUCAGCAGACCAAUACCACCCACCGUCCCCUGCAUGUCCAAAGGCCUUCAAUUCCACCUGCAAGUGAUACUGAGAGACCGCUGUUUCCUCCAGCAGGAAAUUCGGUGUGUCAUAACCAUCAUAACCAUAAUUCCAUAGGGAAGCAAGUCCCCACCUCAACAAAUGCCAAUCUCAAUAAUGCCAAUAUGUCCAAAGCUGCCCACGGAAAGCGGCCCAGCAUUGGGAGCCUUGAGCACGUGUCUGAAAAUGGGCAUUACUCCUGCAAGCGAGAUCGAGAGCUUCAAAGAAGGUCCGGUAUCAAAAGAACCCGCUAUUACGAAACUUAUGUUAGGUCUGAGUCAGGAGACGAACAGCUCCCAACUAUUUGCCGAGAAGACCCUGAGACACCCGGCUACUUUAGAGACCCCCACUGCUUGGGGGAACAGGAGUAUUUCAGCAGCGAGGAGUGCUGUGAGGAUGACAGCUCCCCCACCUGGAGCAGGCAAAACUACAGCUAUUACAACAGGUACCCGGGCAGCUCCAUGGACUUUGAGAGGCCCCGAGGCUACCAUCACCCGCAAGGUUUCCUAGAAGAUGAUGACUCGCCCGUUGGCUAUGAUUCACGGAGAUCUCCGAGGAGACGCCUUCUGCCCCCCACCCCACCAUCCCACCGGAGGUCGUCCUUCAACUUUGAGUGUCUACGCAGGCAAAGCAGCCAAGAAGACAUCCUCCCGUCGCCUGCCGUGCCUCACCGCGCUGCCCUGCCCCUGCACCUGAUGCAGCAGCAGAUCAUGGCUGUGGCGGGCCUCGACUCCAGCAAGGCCCAGAAGUACUCUCCAAGCCACUCCACCCGGUCAUGGGCCACCCCCCCAGCAACCCCUCCAUACCGGGACUGGGCCCCAUGCUACACUCCCCUGAUCCAGGUGGACCGCUCAGAGUCCCUGGACCAGGUCAAUGGCAGCCUGCCGUCCCUACACCGCAGUUCCUGGUACACAGAUGAGCCGGGCAUCUCCUAUAGGACUUUCACACCAGCCAGCCUGACGGUCCCCGGCAGUUUUCGCAACAAAAACAGUGACAAGCAGAGGAGCGCAGACAGCCUUGUAGAAGCAGUCCUGAUAUCCGAAGGCCUGGGACGCUACGCGAGGGACCCGAAGUUUGUGUCAGCCACAAAACAUGAAAUUGCCGACGCGUGCGACCUAACCAUAGACGAGAUGGAGAGCGCCGCAAGCACCCUGCUCAACGGCAGCGCGUGCCCUCGAGCCAACGGGGACACGGGCCCCGUCCCGCACGGCCAGGACUACCAACUCCAGGACUUUGGCCCUGGCUUCAGCGAUGAGGAGCCCGACCCUGGGAGAGAGGAAGAGGACCUGGCGGAUGAGAUGAUCUGCAUCACCACCUUGUAGCCCAGCGAGGGUCGGGCUGGCUCCAGCCCGCGGCGGGCGCUGGGAGGGCCAGGGAUGAAGUGCCUCAUAGUUAGGAAAGCUUAGGCACUAGUUGGGAGAAAACGCUGUUAGACUUUGGUGCAAGUGAUGGUACCGCGCCCCCAAGGAAGCCAUAACCUGGUAGAAGCAGGUUCCGAGUGGCCAGGUGUGUGGUGUACACCACACGCUCGGGCCCAGCCUCAGAAGGCAGUAUGUCUGGCCCCUCGAGAGAAAGGGUGGGUGGUCAGAGAAAGGCAUCCUGGCCUGCACAGAGGCCAGAAGGGCUGCCCCCCCCGGAAGUUCAAGCCUCACGCCCAUGUAUCUGAAGACGUGACAGAGAGGUUAAAGGUGAUGACAAUCACCACACCCACCCGUGUCGUUACCUCAGCCAUCAGUCUAGCGUAUCAGGCACACACCGGGCCCAGCGGCGUAUCCAUUUCUGAACGCCCCCUCCCCCCCAAAACACAGCUUCCUGGUUCCUGCGCAGCUGUGCUGAACAGUACAUGAGAACCCAGCCACGAGUAGUGGUCAGGCCGGGGCGGGGGUGGGGCCGGACAGAUGCGGUUUUGUUAUGCGACACCAGUUUACAUAAGAGAACAUCACUCAGAUGGUCAGUUCUGUCACACUAAGGGCAGCUGUAAACUGGAAGAGUAACGCACUUGCAAACCAGGUCAAUUUAGAUAUGCUAGUUUGUUUAAAAAUUACAGAUUUACUGUACAUGACUUGUAAUAUACAAUUUGUAUUUGUAAAGAGAUGGUCUAUAUUUUGUAAUUAUCGUACCGUAUUUGAACUGCAGCAAUAUCCCAUGGGUCCUAACAAUUGUAGUAGUUUUUCCCACCAAAAAUCUAGAAAAUAUUUAGUAUUUUUACUUGGGCUAAACAGAAUUAGGAGAAUUAGAGCCACUUCUCACGUAUUAAGUAAAAGAGUCUUUUGGGGAUAAACUUCUGAGUUCAGAAGAACUUGACACUUAAGAAAUUUUUCUAAAAUAUUUUGAGUCACUAUAAACCUAUCUUUACAUAAGACAUCGAGAUGCUAUUUGCAGUCUUUUCUUUGGGUCCUACGAUUUUUAUAUUGUACCUCCUCUCUACGUGGGUUGCAACUGUCUUUGGUCUGGUUCCACUCCAGUAAUCCCCUGCUCGGCCAGUCAUACAGCAGGUUCAGCUGGCUACUCUGCCCAGGGGUACCCGCUGGUGGGUCUGGCUUCCUCGGCUGCCGGUGCGGGAUGCUUCUGGUCCCUGAUGCUGAAGUUACCGCACAGGUGAACUUGCAGGCAUCUGCUCCUAUCCCCAAGGAUGCUUAAGAGGAGGCACCGGCGCGGGGAGAAGAGGGGAGCCCUGUGGCGGCAACCUGGGCAUGUUGGGGUCUGUGCUGGUGUCCUGUUGCCUUUCACAGCUGCUGUGUGGGGGGGCGUGUUCUCUGUGAGAGCUGUUAUAUGCAACUGAACAAGGGCUGGAGUUUUCAUGAGAAGACAUGCACGGACUGUAUGCCCAGGGACAGCCAGCGUUGGAGCGGCCAAGGUUUCCCAUUCUGCCGACAGUCACGUUUGGCACCGCCCCAUUAUUUUGCUAAGGAUUAUCUGCAGUCGAAAAUACAGGUAGCGAAUCUGGGUUCGAAAUUUUUAACUAGCACACAGACAACCUGUGGUGGGGGGGAACACUUUUUUUUUGUAAAUAACACUUUUGCUACAAAGACCUCACAAACCUCUUCCUAGGACAUUCUUACUCCAGAUGCAGGCAAAAAAAAAAACACUUCAAGGUUUGUAAAUGACUAUUUCCUGACGUAAAGCCUUUUUUAAUUAAAAUGCAAAAUGUUCUCCAGAA